Messenger RNA from Diabrotica virgifera virgifera (western corn rootworm), 1514 nucleotides. RefSeq lists its product as uncharacterized. The coding region runs from base 73 to 1467 and encodes 464 amino acids. NCBI's taxonomy places the organism in Eukaryota, Metazoa, Arthropoda, Insecta, Coleoptera, Chrysomelidae. The transcript is spliced from 8 exons. The record is from RefSeq and is a predicted model, not a curated record.
AACCCCGAUAAUUCUUUUUGUAGACGACAAUAUCCUUUGCCGUAUUUUUUAUUUUUCUACUCGUCAUUCACCAUGAAGCCGCUUAAAAAUGAGGAGUUUCAGAAUGUAUUAGAAACUAUAUUUUUGUUCUUAAAAAAUAAUAACCUCACAGAAACAGCGGAAAAACUCAGCAAAGACUGUAAUCAAAACGGUAUACACUUAACCAAUAUUUCUGGAAAGGUCCUGUACAAAUGUUCCCAUAAAGGACCAAUAAGAGAAAAGAUUAGGUCGACAGAUGAACGAAUUGUACUGUAUACUUUUUUGGAAAAAGUUGAAAAUGGCGAGGAGGGUGAUACUGUUUGUGAGAGCGAUGAUUUGCGAUAUCAAUUUCAACAACUUCAAGAAGAUUAUAAAACCCUAUUAGAUGUUACGUUCGAAUUAACGAAUUUGUUGCAAAUGAAUUUAGCAGAACAAGCUAAAAAUGUACAAUUGGUACUCACUCAGUGUGAAUUUUUACAUCCAUCAUUGUUUAAGCCCAUGAAAAUCACAAGUGGUUGCCAAAGUGACAAAAUUUCAACAUCUGAAAAAAGUUAUAUGACUUCUGAAAAGAAACAAGUACAUAAUCAAGAAGUAAACGAACAAAUUAAUGUAACAACUUCAACAGUGCCUUUAAGAUCAUCAUCAUCCCAAAAUGAAGUAAAGUACGUGCUAGAACAAAUUCUUGAAAAUGUUGUUAAAUUAGAAACGAAUAAUCAGGAAUACAAAUCAAAAAAUAACAUUCAAGAAAUGAGAUGCCUAUUAGAAGACAUCCUUGAAAAAGUAAUAACGUCUUCAAGGGAAAAUAAUACUGAUGAAACCAUAUGCCAUAAAAUCAGUGAAAAUACCGUUACCACAGAUGAAAAUUAUCUUCCGAUUCCAUUAAAUUCUGGCGAAAACAAAACAAGUUUUAUAAAUAUGGAUCAAUAUUCACUAGGUGCUAAGGUCAAAACUGCCAGUCAAAAAAUGGACCCAAAACUUACCUGCAAUAAGACUAAAGAAGAAGGGCGCCUGCAAGAAGUACCCAAUAUAAAGAUCAUGGAUGAAGCUCCUCGGAAAAGAACUAAAGAUCAAACAAAAUUCAAAUUUGCGAAACCUCAAAAAAACGCGUUGAAAUUUCCACAAACACCUUUAUGUUAUUUAGAAGUUUGUAGGAAAUUGGAUGAUGAAUCUAAGAAUGCUUGCAAAUGUAUGAAAUGUCUUCCCCAGCAAAACAGAUAUUACUGCUCGUGCUUUGAUUUGAUUUGUAAAGACUUGGACGAUAAAACGGAAAUAAUUCAAAGUGAACAAGUACCACUAUUACAAAAACUACAAGAUCAGAAACAGUUCGAAUCUAGUCAAAACAAAUCAAAACGAAAAGUACUAGAGGAUGUUUGCAACAUAUGUCGGGAAAAAAAGUGCAACUGUGCCUUUAAAUCUAGACCAAAAAUCGGAAGAUCACCGCCAACAUAGCUAGUGAAGAGUUUGUUUAUAUUUGAAUAAAAAAGUACAUUUUUGAA